Funneliformis mosseae is the source of this 627-nucleotide messenger RNA. The record is from the annotation of a GenBank genome assembly. NCBI's taxonomy places the organism in Eukaryota, Fungi, Glomeromycota, Glomeromycetes, Glomerales, Glomeraceae.
AUGGGGCUUUAUGUCCAGGACUUUGUACCUAUUGGGAUUCCUAGUAGGAGCAAUGCAAGUACUGAAAUGGAUACGUUUGCUGAUAUCGAGAAAGUAAAUAGCUUGUGGAAGAAAGCUAGUAAAGCAAGAAAUACAUCGUCACUACCAGUAACAUCGAUAAUAAAAUCUACAGUUCGUACAUUUGACCAGAAGACGAUUGCCUUGGGAUUCAUCCGCUCCUAUAAAUGUUCGAACCAUUUGCAAGUAGAGACCAAGUGCAACGAUUGUGUCCCAAGAGAGAGUGUUUAUGAUGCAGAGAUGUACAGAAUCCUGCAUAACUGGCUUGCAAAGAUGUAUGGGUUCGAAAUAACUGGCCAGUGGCAUCUAGAAGAAAUUAGUAGUGAUGGAAACUGGCAUCACCUUUAUUGUGAUCUAACGAUAAAGAGACCCGACAAUCAUCAUCCCUCAGCCAUCCUAGAGCUUAUAGCAACAACUUAUGUCCCGAAAAUUAGGAAGCACUUUGAUCGUGUGCUAAAGUAUGCCGACCAGCUUUGCCCUGAAGAAGUUUGGAUCAUGCAUUUCUCCAGAGAAGAUUUUGUUGUUACUGACCAUAUUGACUGUGCAAAAAGCUUCAGGAAAGGGGAAUAA